Messenger RNA from Onychostoma macrolepis, 2475 nucleotides. RefSeq names its product DALR anticodon binding domain containing 3 (gene dalrd3). Gene Ontology annotation, molecular function: ATP binding; arginine-tRNA ligase activity; tRNA binding. Gene Ontology annotation, biological process: tRNA C3-cytosine methylation; arginyl-tRNA aminoacylation. The record is from RefSeq and is a predicted model, not a curated record. Lineage: Eukaryota; Metazoa; Chordata; Actinopteri; Cypriniformes; Cyprinidae. The coding region runs from base 171 to 1847 and encodes 558 amino acids. The transcript has 13 exons.
UGGAAAUACGCCCCCUCUGAGCAGUGACAUUUCUUAACGUUCCGGUCCCCAUGCAUCUGUUUUGAUUGGUGAUCAAUCCGAGCACAACACCGCAGUGCUACUACAGUCAGUCUCAGUAACAUCCCUCGAGUCCGGGCACUAAUGACAAUGUCAACAUACUGAGCCUAAUCAUGGAGGAAGCCGUGCCAUUUAGCAUCGUGUCCACCGUCAAAGCGUUGAGCGGUGCGUUGCGGAGAGAUGCUGAGCAUGAAGCCGAGAUCAGCCGCGAGCGAGAGAAGCUCUGGUUCAAGGAGAGCAGCGCCAAAAACCUGAGAAAUCGUGACUUCUUGUCACCCAACACGGUUCUGACGACGUUGUACGCCGGUGGAGAGGUUCCCUCUGAUGUUCUCAGUGGUAUUCGCUCUCUUCGUGGCAGCAGUGUAUUGCCGAUAGGAGCCACUGAGGUCACACCAGAAGGUCUGCGCGUGUGUGUGGAUCGCUGUGCAGUAUUUAGAGGUGUUUUAUGUGGAAUAACGCCAUAUCUGAGACCUGCUGCUCAGAGACAGGGCUGUGUCCUCAUCAACUGCCCUGCCCUCCACACCAAACAAACCGUGCCAUCUCCGGAUACACUAGCUCUGGGGCAGCUACGGACCAUUCUCAUUGCCGACCACCUCGGGGCACAGCUCAGAAGACAAGGGUACACUGUGUCCUUUUGUCCAGCCUUGCCACAGGACAGUGACAUUGUCAACUUUCUGAAAACACUAGGCAUUGAUUGGCCGACAGUCCCUGUCAGCCGGACCAAUGAGGACAGGGAGGAGAAGAUGAAAAAAGAUUUAGAGAACUCAACCUACAGAGACAGAGAGCUGGAGAGAGGAAAAAGGAGAAGCAGAGGCGAGGAAAUAGAGGGAGAGAGAAGAGGGAUAAAAGAGGAAGUUAGGAUAAACCUUAAACAAGUGGUACAGGACGAGAACCUUCAGGGGUAUGAUCCCAGUCUUGGCACUUGCACAGUGCAGAGAGAAGCUUUGUGUCAUCUGGCCCAGCUGGACAGUGCUACCACAGAUUUCCCUAUCUCUACGACAACAGCCCUGCAUGUCACUUCCUGUCAGGAUGAGUUUCGUCAGCAGCAAACAGCCAUGUUGUGGAGAGCUGCGGGUGCAACGGCAGUGCAGAGACUGGUGAUAUGUGGUCCUGUUAAAACUCCUGGAAUUCAGAUGAAUGCAGCUCAGUAUCUUCAGUUAAGAAAAGCUCAGAUGAAAGAGGCCUCAGAAAUGAAGUACGGAGACCAAGUUGAAGGUCAGACAUGGGAUGACAUCAUUAGAGUGAUGACAUCAGCCACCGUGAGGUUUGAACUGCUGUCCACAGUGCACACAAGUCCGGUGACCUUAGAUGUUCAGCGGGACAGUGGUGUAUCCACAAAGGGCCCCAGGGGUGGAGUCUUUGUCAUGUAUAACUGCGCUCGUCUUCACACACUUUUCAGCAGCUACGAGAAAGGGGUGGAGCAAGGUCUUUAUCCUGAAAUCCCUGGAGGAACAGAGCUGGACUUUUCUGCCCUGAAAGAGGAGGGGGAGUGGCUUCUUCUCUUCAAUUACCUCAUUCCAUUCUCUGAGUUGCUGGACCAAUCGGGACAGAUCCUGGAGCAUGAAGGCGGCACAGCCAGAGUGAAUUUAAGGACUGAACAGGUGUGCAGAUUCUUGGUGUCUCUCAGUAAAGAUUUUAGCUCCUACUACAACAGAGUUCACGUCCUUGGGGAGCCCCUGCCUCAUCUUUUUAAUCAGAUGUUUUGUCGUUUAUUGUUGCUGAGAGCAUUAAGAGAACUUUACCACAGCGCCCUGGACUCCCUUAACCUUCCCCCAAUUCCCCAACUAUAGCAUCUCCACUGCAGACAUUAUACACUAACAGCCACAAACUCUCUCCCUUAACAGCCAGCACUCUUCCAUUUUUCUGUUAUUACACCUUAGAUACCUUCCCCAUAGCCAUAAUUGCCUGACCAUCUUGUCUGAAUAGCCCAAUAUUCCUCUUGCCCUCAAAAAAGACUGUUUUACCACUAAUAGCCAUACAGAAGGCAGGACAGAGCCCAGUGAAUCUGUUGCUCUUCCCUCUUUCAUCCAAUAAAUAAUAUAUAGUCUGAAAAUUCACCCCUAAAAUGUCAACAGAAUAUGCUUUCUUUCACAGCGAAUUUAAUUCUCCUGCACCACAUUCAUAGAUUUUGCACCACCUGCAUGAAUAUGUAUUCUAUGUAAUAAUGUUUAAUUGGUGUAAGUGCCCAGCUCUAUUUGUUCAACGCUGAACACAUAUUUACAGUGCAGCACAGUUGUUCUCACAGUCUGAUAGAUGCACACACAAAGUAUCUGUCACCACUGUUUUUGAUUAGGAAUCAUGUCUGCAUGGUUGGAGAUCAUUUGGCAUUCCUGAAAUGUCAUGAUCUGGGAUGCUACUUCCUUUAAUAUAAAUAUAGUCUUAUCUGUACCAAAUAUAAAGUCUUAAUUCUCAAGUUUC